GUUUGAUCAUAUUUACACGUUACUAAUCAAUCCAUUACUUCACUCUGGAAUCAAAACGAUCAUCAUCUAAGUGGACUGCAGCUGGUGAACCAGGUUCGAAGCGUCCAAAGGCCCAGAAUCAGCUGGGAAGGUUAUGGCUCCAGUAUUUUUGGAAACACAUGGAUUAUUGGAGAGAAAAUCAAUAGCGAAUACCACAUAGAGUUGUUGGAUGCGAAAAUCAAGGAAAAACGGCCUUAUAUGUCGAAGAAGAAACCACUGUUUCACCAAGACAUUGUACCGAAUCACAAGUCGAUGGCAACGAUGUAUAAAUCGAACGAAUUGCUUCCUCAUCCACCGUAUAGACCAGAUCUGACUGUUGAUCUCAAAAAACUACUCGCUGGUAAGACAUUUAGUUCAAAUGAAGAAGCAAUUGUUGAAAUUGAAGCCUAUUCCGAAGCAAAAGACAAGUACGGACUCCAUAUUUACUUAAUAUGCAACGCUAGCAACCGAUUCAAAGAAAUGCAGCAUCUUGGGCGCCAUCGGAAAUUUUCUUUCCUCCAGAUCCAAUCUUUGGGCGCGUCUUGAUCCCAUCGCUUCUUCACCCUAGCUCAGGCGUUAAGACUUGAUGAGUUGCUAGUCUUCUAAACGAAGAGUCAUCCUUCAAUUCGGCGAUAAUGACGCGGAUCAGCUGUCUAAUUGACACGUGUCAAAAACCAGUCCGAGCAACAUGAUCUAUGAUUUAUUUCAUUGCAAACUACGUAUCCAAACAAACUUGUCAAGAAAACGUCAUAAAAUACCGAAUGAUGUCUUCGGAAACAUCUCUAGAUCACACAACAAUUCAAAUCGAUUCUAUAACCGACGAAGAACAUGCCAGUCGACCGGGCACGUCUUUGGAAUCGGGAGGCGAAGAUCAACAGAACUUGUCGUCGGUAUUACCAAACACCGAAAACAUAUUAGAAUCGUUGGAGAAUUUGAGUCAACAAUUGAAGAAAGAACAAGAGGAUCUUCUGAAGCAAUUCAGCACGACGCCUAUACAGAUCGCGGUAUCUAAACACGAAAUCGGCGUCGGAUCCAACCACGUUCUAUCCGAGAUACCAGAAGAACCGCCUCCUCCGUAUUCCUUCCACGGUAACGCCGAACAACGAGUUUACAUCCAACACGGAAUCAGAUACCGGGAUCCAGCUCCAAAUUACUUCGAAACCUACGACGACGAUUUCCAAUCGGCGAGAUUGAGAAGCAGAUUCGUAGCUAAGGUGUACGGGAUUUUGACUUCGCAAUUUUUUAUAACUUUCGGAUUCGUGAUGAUGUGCGUUUAUAUAGUGCCGGUGAAGAAUUUCGUCAAAACGAGACCCGUCUUGUACACUUUAUCUACCGUGGGGUUGGUGGUUUUACUAAUAUUAUUAGCUUGUUUUAUUCAUUUGCGACGGUCUUUUCCGAUUAAUUUCAUAUUAUUACUUAUUUUCACGAUCGCUUUCGCUUAUUCCAUGGGUACGGCCGCGAGUUUUUAUUCCGAGAAAGCGGUCAUGGUAGCUACCGGUUCGACGGCUCUAAUCGUAGCUAUAGUGACUUUUUUAGCUUGGUUGAAUUUGUUCGACGUCACCUCUUGGGGGUUCAUACUUUACGUGGGGGUUGCGCUGGUUUUGUUGUUCGGUCUAGUGGGUUCGAUUAUUUUUUGGGUGUUCGGCGGUAGCGAGAUGUUCAAAAUGAUAUUUGCCUCGGUGAUCGUCACGUUUUUUACUAUUUAUUUAUUAUACGAUACGCAAAAGUUGAUAGGAGGUGGCAGGAUUGCCUUAUCGCCCGAAGAAUAUAUCUUGGGAGCUCUAUCUUUGUACGUUGACAUCAUGUUAAUAUUUAAUUAUGUUUUGUUGUUAUGCGGUAGGGGCUAAAAUUAAAAAUAAUCAACCGGAA
This is a messenger RNA of Diorhabda carinulata, 1887 nucleotides long. RefSeq names its product protein lifeguard 2-like. The record is from RefSeq and is a predicted model, not a curated record. The coding region runs from base 714 to 1865 and encodes 383 amino acids. Lineage: Eukaryota; Metazoa; Arthropoda; Insecta; Coleoptera; Chrysomelidae. Gene Ontology annotation, cellular component: membrane. The transcript has a single exon.